AUUUCAGAAUCAUAUGCUUCAUAUUGGAGUAAGUUGUUAAAGUUACUUCAUAUUGGAGUAACUGACACAUGGAGUCACAAAUGGAAAACACAUCAUCCAUUUGCAUACAGUUGCUUAUAAAUAAUAUAACGUCAUAUUUAAGUGGUAAUAAUUGCAAAAAUACCUCAGUUGUCAAGGUAAAUAAUGAAAAGUUAGCAAUAAAUGGUGAAUUAUAUUUUAUACCUAGCCUUAAAGUAUGGAAAAACUUGUUGAAAGACACAGAUAAAUGUGAAGAAAAGUGUACAACAAUUUUGCAACAUUUUCUAUAUGUUAGAGGUGGUGGAACAAAUAACAAUACUGAUGCAGACAUUGCAAAUCAGGUUUUACAGUUGUUAGUAUCAUCGAGUAGUAAUUGGUCUAUAAAAUUACACAAGUAUCUUUUAGAGAGAGAAAGAGUUUGUUUAUUUUUACAACGUACCCCUCUUAUAGAGAGUUCGAUCAAAUCAGUUAUAGCAUUUAAGAAUGACUUUGGAAAAACCUUUUCAGUUAACAAGAUCUUUAGUUUCAUAUCGCUCCAAGAUAACGAAUCAGAACUCACAACUAGAAGAUUACACUUAAUACAGCGUGUCACUGAAAAGAUUUUGACUCUACACGGGUCUAAACUAUCAGAUGAGCACUCUGAUUACAGAUUUGUAUUUACCACUAGGUCACAAGGAAAUGUCAGAGAAAAUUAUGAGAGGUAUAUAUGUGGUGUGGUAAAAAAUACAGAAACAAACUGUAAAGAGACAAAACUAACGUAUAAAGAAUAUGUUAACAAUAAAAUUAUAGAAUUAAAAGCAUUAAAUGAACAUAAAUAUUUUGAAGCACGAGAAUUCAAUGUAGAAACAGAAAAAUGUUUCCUUGAAAAUCUUGCAAAAGCAACAGUUACAUUUGAAUUAUUAUCUGUAAAACCAAGCCGUCCUGUUUUUAUUGGAUGCAAUGUUGCUACCGAUAAAAGUACCACAAACACAAAAGGUGGAUGUUUUAUAUUAUAUAAUACAGCAAGAAUAACAGCUAUCAUUGAAAAGUAUAAUGAUAAAAGUUUAAGAGGAGAAUAUCCUAAUUUACCAUGUGUCAAUGAUACAGAUUUUUCUUUACUAAAUCAAGAGGAAGAAUGGGAACUUAUAUAUAAUUUUGUUAUUGGAUAUCAACAAAUGAUAAAGGAUUGUUUACGAUAUGAUCCUGUCUUCCAAACAAAUACACAAUUUAUUUGUAUAUUUUUGUCUAAACUGUGCCAAAAAUUUAGCAUCUACUAUCAUAGAAUUAGAAUUUUAACUGAAGCAUAUGACCAUUUGAUUCCAACAAUGACUGCCAGAUUAUAUAUGCUACAUGCAUUGCAAAUUGUGCUUCAAAAUGCACUUGCUUUACUAGAUAUCGCUCCUGUAUCUCGCAUGUAAUUUAAUCAUACAAAUUUUUUUAAUCAAAAUGAUAUAUCUCAAUAUAAUAGAAAUCAAUUUACAAAAUUGUACAAAUUAUAAGGAAUUAUGUAUUUUUCAAAAGAAAAAUAAAAAGUGAAUUAUCAACUAAACAAAGUAAUAUUUUAAAUUGUGCUUCACAAGUUUCUAAGUUUUUCAACUUAAAUAUAUUUUAAUUUUUGCCUUAUAAUAAAAGUAUGGAAAAAUAAUGUAAUUUUGAAAAAUUAUUAUUUUCAUAAGAAAUCUUUAUAAAUCUAUCGUUACUUUUAAAUUAGUUGAAAAUGUAUUGGGUUAAGCAGUUAUUUACUAAAAAAUGCAAUAAAUCUAUAUUUAUAAUUUGUAGUUCCAAUAAUAUUUUCUAAUAAUUGUUGAAUUAAUUAGAUUUGUCAUGUCGUAAUUGUAUUGAUUUUAAAUAUAUCACAAUGAAACAU
Molecule: messenger RNA, 1864 nt
Organism: Bombus impatiens (common eastern bumble bee)
Lineage: Eukaryota; Metazoa; Arthropoda; Insecta; Hymenoptera; Apidae
Product: DALR anticodon-binding domain-containing protein 3-like
Exons: 5
Coding region: 69-1415 (448 amino acids)
Biological process (GO): arginyl-tRNA aminoacylation; tRNA C3-cytosine methylation
Molecular function (GO): arginine-tRNA ligase activity; tRNA binding; ATP binding
Source: RefSeq, a predicted model, not a curated record